UUUGUGUUCCCAUCUGAAUUUGCAAUAUGUACCAGAAUCCUGGCUAACAGACAAUCUGCACAAAGAUCACGGGUGAGGAAGCUACAAUACAUUUCAGAGCUUGAACGUAGCGUCACUUCAUUACAGGCUGAAGUUUCGGUGCUGUCGCCACGAGUUGCAUUUCUAGACCACCAACGUUUGCUUCUGAACGUCGACAAUAGUGCUCUCAAGCAAAGAAUCGCAGCACUGGCGCAAGACAAAAUAUUCAAAGAUGCUCAUCAAGAAGCAUUGAAGAGAGAAAUAGAGAGACUGAGGCAAGUUUACCAUCAGCAAAACCUAAAGAAGAUGGAAAAUGCUGCUCACUUGCCAGCACCACCAGCAACAGCUGAUGUUCAGGCAUCCGCUGAGAAAGAGAAACUUAUCAAUGUUUGAGUUUGAGUUCUCAGCCACAGAAAUCCUCGAUUGAAAUUCUGUCAAGAAUGGCCAAAACCAAUGAUAAAAUCUCCUUGUCUAGAAUACAUCUAUAUGUAUAUAAAUCAAGCUGCCUGAUUUAUAUAUAUAUGUUUGUCUUUGGUCACAUACCUUUUAAUUGUGGUGAUCAAUCUCAUUGUGAUUUUGGUGGGUUUUGGCAGAAUCUUAGAAUUAGGAAAAAUUGCAAAUUUUUGGCGUAUUAAGUUUGGGAGUAUGGAACCUAAUAAUUAGUGACUCUUGAUAUGGAAUGACAAAAGAAGGGGUUGCUGCGGUGGCCACUGAUGCUAAAUGCUGUGCCUGUGCAUUCACGUGAUGUGUUUACUCCAACUCAGGCUCAGGGGGUCCACCACGGAUUACAUAAUUGGUUUGCAGGAAAGCAAGCCAUCCAUAUCUGUGGCUUCAAAGCCUCAAAAGAAAUUCAGGUUUGUCUUGCUUCGGCCGAUGAAGAUCCAAGAGGCAGCCUAGGGGUGUGGUUUUGAUUCUUUUAGUAGUAGUAGUCUUAUUUUGUCAGCUUUGAGCGUUUAGUUUAGUCUUUAUUUAUUAGGAGUGGCUUUUAUCUAUUAUUUUACUAUGUUUAUUCUUUUUAUAAGUUGCGUUGGAAGGCAAAGGAUAGUGGUUUUGUUUCGGGAUGUAUGAAAGAAGGGCUGUCACUUGUCAGGGAAGUGUUUACCACUUUUAUGUGCUUUUUCAAUGGUGUUUUUGUUUCCCUAAUAAUGUAUUAUUCUGAAAAUUACUUCACAGAGGAGAAACAAGAAAAUGUAACAAUCCAUUUGGAAUUGUAAAUAGUAAUUUUUUUAAAAAGUCAAUUCAGAGUUGU
Messenger RNA from Theobroma umbraticum, 1267 nucleotides. Its product is annotated as basic leucine zipper 61-like. The record is from RefSeq and is a predicted model, not a curated record. Lineage: Eukaryota; Viridiplantae; Streptophyta; Magnoliopsida; Malvales; Malvaceae. Gene Ontology annotation, cellular component: nucleus. Gene Ontology annotation, biological process: positive regulation of DNA-templated transcription. Gene Ontology annotation, molecular function: DNA-binding transcription factor activity; DNA binding.